UUCGUUGUCUGUGAAGUUUUGUAAACAAUUUGUUUGAAUGGUUGUGGAUACAUGUGCGCUGAGGAUCUGCAAAUAUAUUUUUUUAGAUUUAUAAUUGGGAAAUGUUUCAUCACUUACGAGCAUAAAAUACAGGAAAAAUGUCUGGUUAUUUGGAAGUGAAGUAUCCUUUCAAAUCAAACCUCGGCUUAAAUCCUUUCAAGUCUUGGAAGAAACAAUGGUGUAUUUUACGACCGAGUGUGACAUGUACGGGUGGUGGUUCGCUUGCUGUGUAUUGUAGCGAGGCAGGAGCCCCAGCAGGAACGGUAGACUUACCCUCUGGAUGUAUAGUGAAGAGGGCCAAAUCUCGCACGAGGCCGCAUGCUUUCGCGGUAUUUUCCCUGGAUGCUCCUUCGAAACCCCGAAUACUGUUAGCUGCACAAACUUUGCAGGAUGCACAAAUGUGGAUGGAUAAAAUACGCGAUUUAUUGAACGGCGAUAAAUUAAGAGGCUCAGAAUCAUUGCUCAAAGACUCAUACCCAGUCACUGUGGUCGCUACGGAACUGUCUAAAAAAUGUGGCUUGAUGACUGACAGUGUGUUAACACUGACUACUGCUGGUUUACUCGUGGCCCAGCCAAACACAAGUUUGAAAAUAGACUGGCAAAAUUUAAGUGAUGUGAUACUGACUAGCGAAAAUGGCGACAAAAAUAAGACUUGCACACUUAGCAUAGAUAGCGGUUUUAGCCAAGGCAGUGGUGAGAUGAAAUUCUGCACACCCCUUGCAGCUGAACUGGUGAAUGCAGUUCGACAAGCAUUAUCCGCAAGACAUAAAAAGCUUAGCCGUAGUGAUGGGGAUCUAAGAAAUGAUGAUAUGGGUGAAAUUCGACGUACCAGUUGGUACAGUGGGCCUUCCGAAGUGUCGCUGGAUGAUACAGAUCUCAUAAUGUCUAAGGAUUGUCAACACAUCCCCAAUGGACAGCUGUGGCGAUGUGAGGCUCCUCUUUCACCAGAUGACAGUGGCUGGUCGCGGCGCUCGGCGCUGUCGGUGGUGUCGGUGUCGUCCGGCGUGUACGAGGAGAUCGCGGACGAGGCGGCGCGGCCGCGGCCCGAGCACACGUACGAGUCGGUGGAGUGCGUGUACGGGACCAUGCGGCGCGCGGGCCGCCGCUGCGCGCCGCCGCUGCCGCCGCGCCAGCCCUACGGCACGCUGGCGCGCGGCGCGGGCUGGCGCGGCGCGGGCGAGGUGACGCGGCACAGCUCGCUGGGCUCGCUCGGCUCGCUGCACCACGCCGGCAAGCCCGUGCGCUACAAGCACACCUUCAGCGUCUUCAGGAAACGUUUGAAAAGCGACUCGCGCGUCACGUCACCCAAAUCCGAGAAAGAGACAAAAGACGUGGAGACGAAGAAGAAGCGAUUCGACUUCACGCCCACGCGGGACAUUUUCAAAAGUUUCAAAGUGCACCGGAAAAUGAAGAACCUGAAAAUAACGGGACUCGCCAAGAGCGAGGCGAAGAGCUGCGAGUUCCUGGACGAAACGGAACACGUCUCGUCCAAGCGCUGCUCCAAGUCCGUCGAGUGUAUAGAGAAGUUCGACGACUUCGACGUGUCCUUGGAGAUCAAUGACACGAACGUGUCCGCUCUGGCCCUGCCCGAAGAAAUCGUCGAGUUGAUAUUUGGCGACAAGAUUCGAUUGAACUCGAACGACUUUGAACAGGAGAGCGAUUAUGUGCCCAUGUCGCCGAUUGUGCCGCCGCCGCCUAUAGAACAGCACUAUAUAGUGAUGUCACCCAAGACUAAUACUGCUUAGUCGAUUCUCGACUGGCGUGUUUGCGUAGUGGAUUUUGUGUAAAGUGCUUGCUGUCGAUGUUGACUGAUAUUUAUAACUGGGUUUUACGGAUAGGUUUAGGUAUUGGAAGGACUUUUUGGAAAAUAAAUACGUUUGCGCGAUAGGUUUUUAAUAUUCGUAGAGAAAAAUUGACAUCAUUUCAUAUAUAAGAACGCAAAAGAAGAAAACCGUUUCUUUUGUUUGUUGUUCUAAUCUUACUACAGGAAAUAUCGAAUAUUUUAAGAAAAUAUAAAUUUAAUCGAAAAAUUAUGUGCUGAAGUUAUACAUACGGUGAAAUAAGAAUUGGCCU
This is a messenger RNA of Zerene cesonia (dogface butterfly), 2112 nucleotides long. RefSeq lists its product as uncharacterized. Lineage: Eukaryota; Metazoa; Arthropoda; Insecta; Lepidoptera; Pieridae. The record is from RefSeq and is a predicted model, not a curated record. The coding region runs from base 138 to 1784 and encodes 548 amino acids. The transcript has 9 exons.